ACGUAGGAUAUAAAAUCAUCUAAUUCUCUUCGUCCUUAUCCUUAAAAAUUUACAAAAUAACCGUUUCUAGUUGUGAACUUACAAUUAACCCACCGAAACACAUUUAUUUGCACAUUCUCUAUUUUUUGUGUAAUCUUAAAUCUCGGUAUAAUACUACUGCCCAAGAAGAAUACAAUAUACCAGCUCACCUUCUCUCUUUCUUUUCACUCUGUCUUUCUCAUUUCUCUGCCUUUAAAGCUCCUGUAUCAGGCCCUUCUCAAAGCUUCACAGAUCUUGUACGUAUUAAUUUAUUGAUAUAUACAUUUCUUCUUGUGUGUUUAAUUGUUGUAAGCUUUUGUUGUAAAUUCAAUGGCAAGAAUUAGAGGCAGAGCAGGGUACAAACCACGCCCUUAUAAGAAAACAGAGGUUUUGCAAUGGCUUAUAUCCCUUCCUUUAGCACCCGAAUUUCAUCCGACCCUCGAAGAAUUUCAGGAUCCUAUUGGUUAUAUUCAAAAAAUUGAGAAAGAGGCUUCUGUGUAUGGUAUUUGUAAAAUCAUACCCCCUGUCUUGUUGCCCUUGAUGAAAACCACAUUUGAUCAACUUAAUAAGUCUUUGUUGGCCUGUUCUGCCUCCCCGGAAGGCGAAUUAAAGCCAACAUUCACCACUCGGGUGCAGGAAGUUGGUUCUUGCCAGAGAAAACACUACCCUGUGAUUAAAUCUGUGAGGGAGAGUGGUAAGACUUACACCGUUGCUGAAUUCGAAGCAAAGGCUAAGUCUUUCGAAAAAAGCUUUUUCAAGGGAAGUUCGAUAGAAAAGGGGGCUUUAAGUUCUCUUGAAAUCGAAAGCCUUUAUUGGAAUGCUAAUGCUGAGAAGCCCUUUGAGGUUGAGUAUGCAAAUGACAUGCACAUAUCAGCUUUCGUGGAGUUGGAGAAGCGGAGGGGUGGAGAUGGAUUGAAUGAAUAUUUAAAUGUGGGAGAUUCUAAUUGGAAUUUGAGGGGAACUGCAAGGUUAGAAGGAUGUCCCCUGAGGUUCAUAAAGGAUGACAUACCCGGGGUUACAUCCCCAAUGGUCUAUAUGGGCAUGCUCUUCACCUGGUUCGCGUGGCAUGUAGAGGAUCAUGAUCUACAUAGCCUGAAUUACAUGCACAUGGGGGAUAAGAAGACAUGGUAUGGGGUGCCUCAGGAUUCUGCAGCUGCUUUUGAGGAGGUCAUCAGAAAUCAUGGCUAUAGAGCUGAGAUGAAUCCUAUCUGUGAGUUUGGUUAUUAUUGA
Molecule: messenger RNA, 1248 nt
Organism: Daucus carota subsp. sativus
Lineage: Eukaryota; Viridiplantae; Streptophyta; Magnoliopsida; Apiales; Apiaceae
Product: lysine-specific demethylase REF6-like
Exons: 1
Coding region: 349-1248 (299 amino acids)
Biological process (GO): regulation of gene expression; chromatin remodeling
Cellular component (GO): chromatin; nucleus
Molecular function (GO): histone H3K4me/H3K4me2/H3K4me3 demethylase activity
Source: RefSeq, a predicted model, not a curated record